Messenger RNA from Cantharellus anzutake, 1393 nucleotides. RefSeq lists its product as uncharacterized. The record is from RefSeq and is a predicted model, not a curated record. The transcript is spliced from 10 exons. Bases 164 to 1081 code for a protein of 305 amino acids. NCBI's taxonomy places the organism in Eukaryota, Fungi, Basidiomycota, Agaricomycetes, Cantharellales, Hydnaceae.
GCAUAGGUGCAUGUGGGUUUUGCCAAGAGAAAGGACUGAAUUUGCGAGGUUGUACAUUCAGCCGGUGCCUUGAAUUGCAUAAAAGGCUCAAGGAAAGCUCGUUUCUCUCUGAGCUUGGAGGCCUUCCUCAUCGCGCAGAGUGACGCCCUCACUUUAGAGGCCAAUGCCACAAGGGUGCUCGCCUCAGAUAGGUUGGCAUCUCCGCCAGACCCUUAUUUCCUUCGUACUCUUUCUAGUCCUUGGAGGCGAGGAGACAUUAGCUCAGGAUACCAAUGCAACCUGCCUCAGCAGCUGGAACUGGACAUUCAAUAGCGCAGGAAAAUCGCCUUGCAAAGUCGCCUCGGAACUUCAAGGCGUGUGUGAUGCAGGAUGGUUUGUGGAUGCACUUCCCGACGGCUACCACUACGUUGGUCCAAAACUAAACACGAGCUAUGAGCCAAACUUGUGCGACUGCAGUUCUGUAGUGUACCAACUUAUGUCGGCGUGCGCUGCGUGUCAGAAUCGGACAUACAUAACGUAUCCUAACUGGGGAGCUAACUGUAGCAGCAUUGCGAUCGUGGAAGGCGAAUAUCGGCCAUCAUUGAUUCCUCCCGGCACUCUCGUGCCCAACUGGGCAUACAUUAAGCCCUCUAUCUACAAUGAAAUCUUCAACAUUGAUGCUGCACAAGGCGUUGGUGAUAAACCCGAGAGUUCUCAGGUGUUUUCGUCCACUGGCACGACAUCCAGCACGAGCUUCACAGUUUCCACCGUCACGACUUCUGCGUCCACUGACACAUACCCAACUAUUGUUACCACGACUGCCACCAACAAUGGGGGCGGUGGAGGCAGAAGUUCAAAUACUGGCGCCAUUGUAGGAGGAGUAGUCGGAGGUGUGGUUGGCCUUGCCCUGGUUGCAGUUCUCGCUAUGUUAGUUUUCAAAAGAUCAAGUUCAGGCGGGGAUCCCGCUGGCUAUCCGCAGGGUCUCUCGCAGCCUACGACCAUAGCCGGGAAUACGCAACCUGCUUCGUAUGAAGAACCUUGGGCUGGGCCGCAUGCACCCCGAAAUCCGAACGGACGGUACAGUGGCCUCCCUGAGGCCUAAGAUUUUUGUAUUCCGAACCUUGGCUUGAGGGUGGCCCCUGUUUUGGACAUCUAUCACCAUUUAAAAUGGCGCUGCUUCUGAAAUUUGUGUCGCAUUUUCAUUGGGGGAAGGGGAUGAAGGUGAAAUGGAACUCGAUCUACGAUCGUGUGCUCGCUUCGCAUUAGCAUUUACUGAGAUACCCCUGGUUAAACACAAACCGGCACCUACCUCCAACAAACCAUCAUUGCCUGGCAGACUGAUCCAUCGCUUCACCCAAUCUCGCCAUCCUGUAUUCGUAGUUUGUGCCAGUUAUGCAGUGAGAUUGAUAUGCUG